UUCACGCCGCGUAUCCCGCGUAACCGUCGACGUUCCGCCGCGUCCCCGACAGGGUGAAUCGGCGCGCGAAUUACGGUUGUCAAUCUCGCGCGAUUGGGCGGCACUCUCGGCGUCCUGAGGGAGCGGGAUCGCGCGGCUAGAAGGCAAGAGGUACGAGAGACUAUACACAGCGUUAAACGGCACAAAGGCGACGGUGAAGAGAAAAUGAUCUGAAAAGCAAUUUCGAGGAAGGAAAUUUUGAAGGGUGACGCGAGUCGCGGUAUGCAACCGCGUGCAUCUCAUCCGGCCCGACGGCGACCGUAAACGACGCCGGAUAAACGUGCGCCAGGUAGCGCGUUGCGGUGUCGAGUGUGAGGCUUCCCUCCACAACGUGCGGUAAAUGAUAAAACUGAACGAUCGAGGAUGACGGGCCCCCCGACGGCGAUCAUCGACAUCGGUACCAGCAACGUAAGCACGGCGACGAUCGGGGUGACCACGACGACGAGGGCGGUGUUGAUUGCAGCGAGUUUUCGGAUCGGUCUCACGUGUUCGCGCGUCGCUUAGAAAUCUCGUCGAUAUGACAUUAACGCUGCGAAAGUCGGUCUCGUAAAAGAGUGUGCCACUAUUUUCAUAUAGAAAAAUUCACCGGGGGAAGUGAGCGGGUGUACACGGACACAGAGCACUUCACAGGCAGCACCAGCUGAUCGCCGAUAAGCACAGCGAGACGCCGCGGCAUGUCCCUCAUUAAUUAACACCGCGUGGUUCACGUCUCACGUUGGUAAUCGGGUGUGGAUGAUCGUCCCUUGAACUACAAAUUAGACCGACAAGUUUGCAACAAGAUGGCAUGCCCAUUCUCUAGUAGACGCCUCAAACUAACUCACAGGGAUGACAGCAGCAGGGAAGGGGACCACCGCAGGAUCGCGAGGAUCAGGCAGGACGAUCCGGGCAAGGCGUCGCGACAAUCGUCGGUACAGAUAACGUCGUCGCUCUUGGGAGAGGAUGGUGACGACCUUGAGGACACACAGACACUUAAUCUGAAGCACCUAAGGGCCGCGGUGACCCUCCUGACUAAUCCAUCGAAUGAAGUGGUAACGGUGGCGCUAGAAGGUUUAUUAAAUAAACAUGAAGUACCUCUUCCAACGUCGACAACAUCGUCUUUAGAAAAACUUCUAACUAAUAUUGAAGAGGAGGAAAACUAUAAUUUGCUGGAAGAUAUUUACGAGACACUGAAUUACGACUGUGACGUCGACGUGAACGCGUUUUUCGAUCAUCUCGGGCAGGAGCUGAUCACAUGGGCUUGCGUGGGUCUCUUAGAGCGGGCUUUUCGUUGCCUUGGGAACGAUCUGACCGCUUUCCUGACCACACUCGACGGCGUAAACGACGUUGUCCAGCAUCAGUCGGGAUCGGAUACCGAGGCGGAGUUUGUGUGUAUCGCCACACCGGAAGCGCUGGAGCUACACUUCACCACCGACCACCCUUCCAUCGCCUAUCUACUGGUGGGCAGUCUAAAGGGCAUAGCCAGGCAGUUCUAUGACGACAAAGCCGACGUGUAUAUACUGCCGGAUCCCUACAAUACAAAAUUUUUUAGAUACCGGAUUACGCCGGAGCGUUACAGCGAACAGCCGGGCGUAGGCGACAACUGCGACGUGGUGUCAUCCACUUUCCGUCCACUCUCCACCGCAGCAACGGACCUCCGUAUGGGGGUGGCGAGCUUUUGCAAAGCGUUCCCAUGGCACUUCGUCGUCGACCGUCAGCUGGAGCUCGUUCAGCUCGGCGUCGGCUUCAUGAAGAUUUUCGGGCACCAUUUGAAUCGGCUCGGCAGGGGGAUAUCGACGUACUUCGCCUUCACACGACCCCACGGCGUCACUCUGACCUUUCACGAGAUCCUAAAGCGCGCGAAUACACCGUUUAUCCUGACCCUCCAGAGACCGCACGACGUCGAUAAAUAUCCCGCGGAGGGCCUGGAAAUGAAGGGUCAGAUGGUACACUGUCCAGAAUCGGACUCGAUUUUAUUUGUAAGCUCGCCGUUCUUGAACGGUUUGGAGGGCUUAACGGGUCGAGGACUCUUCAUUUCUGAUAUCCCUCUUCACGACGCUACAAGGGACGUCAUACUCGUCGGCGAACAAGCCAGGGCACAGGAUGGCUUAAGGAGACGUAUGGAUAAAUUGAAGAGUUCUAUAGAAGAAGCUAACCUGGCGGUCGAUGCGGAAAGAGAAAAGAAUGUCAGCCUUCUACAUCUUAUAUUUCCGCCGGAUAUUGCGAAACGUCUGUGGCUGGGAGAGACAAUUGAGGCAAAAACGUAUCCAGAUGUCACGAUGCUGUUUAGCGACAUAGUCGGAUUCACGUCUAUCUGCGCAACAACAACGCCGAUGAUGGUCAUCAACAUGCUUCAAAAUCUAUACGAGCAAUUUGACCUUUACUGUGGUCAGUUAGAUGUGUAUAAGGUAGAGACAAUCGGCGAUGCUUACUGCGUUGCAUGCGGCCUUCAUCGAAAUACCAAUACACAUGCGCAACAAAUUGCUUGGAUGGGCCUAAAGAUGAUACAAACGUGCUCUCAUCACCUGACUCACGAAGGCAAGCCAAUAAAGAUGCGCAUCGGCAUUCACACCGGGAUGGUGCUGGCGGGAGUCGUGGGCAAGAAGAUGCCGAGAUACUGUCUCUUUGGACAUAACGUCACGUUGGCGAAUAAAUUUGAAUCCACGAGCGAGCCACUUCGCGUCAACGUCAGUCCAACUACGUACCUGUGCUUAACGCAAAAAUCGGGAUUCAUUUUGGAACCGCGGACCAAGGACAAUCUACCCAAGGGAAUGCCAGCCGGUGUAUCGGGCACGUGUUACUUUCUGAACGGGUAUCAGCACAGCGCUGUCGGCGCGAGCGAGCCGCUCGACAUGCACAUUCAGGCUGCAAUUACGGAAUUCGGAAUCAGUAGCAAUAUGUAGAUACCCACCGAUACCGGGGACGUUUACCGUUGUUCAGUGUGUUACUUUAACGAUAUUACCGUGUCGAUAAUAGCGAUGGCACACCCGACACUAUCAGAUCGAUCGAUGUAUAUGCGCUCUCAAAGGUACUGGCACUAAAAAGGUACAUUAAAAGCAUGGCGCUAAUUGUGUAUACGAAUACACAUUAAAAGAGUAUCCUGUGCGGGGAUACCAUUUAUACGCAGAGUCUUAGAUUGUAAUCAUUAUAUACUACUAAAUAUAAGAAGCAAGUAAAACUCUAUCAUGGACUAUA
Messenger RNA from Wasmannia auropunctata (little fire ant), 3210 nucleotides. RefSeq names its product head-specific guanylate cyclase (gene Gycalpha99B). Lineage: Eukaryota; Metazoa; Arthropoda; Insecta; Hymenoptera; Formicidae. The record is from RefSeq and is a predicted model, not a curated record. Gene Ontology annotation, biological process: response to oxygen levels; cGMP biosynthetic process. The coding region runs from base 819 to 2918 and encodes 699 amino acids. The transcript has 11 exons. Gene Ontology annotation, molecular function: heme binding; guanylate cyclase activity. Gene Ontology annotation, cellular component: guanylate cyclase complex, soluble.